Puccinia graminis f. sp. tritici CRL 75-36-700-3 is the source of this 150-nucleotide messenger RNA. RefSeq lists its product as uncharacterized. NCBI's taxonomy places the organism in Eukaryota, Fungi, Basidiomycota, Pucciniomycetes, Pucciniales, Pucciniaceae. Bases 1 to 150 code for a protein of 49 amino acids. The transcript has a single exon. The record is from RefSeq and is a predicted model, not a curated record.
AUGAGCUUUGCAGGGCACCCAGGGCUCGGCUAUAAUUGCAACCCCCGCGCCCGGAUUCAGUUGGAGCCCUGCCCUGCCGGGCUGGCCGAGCGCCAAGCGGGACUUGCCGCCGGUCACUUGGCCGGUCUUUUGCCCCAACUUUGUAUGUAA